CUCAAAAUCACUGGCUCCAGCCUUCUUCAUUGACUAGUGUAAAAGCUCAAAACGCAGCUGUUGAUCAUGAUGAUGCCUUGAAAAAAAUUGCUGUGGAUAAAAUAAAGAAUUCCAUUCCAAAUGGUGUUGUGUUCACCACAGGACUAAAACCGUUCAUUUCUAAUGCCUAUUCUGAGGAAUGCUUGACACCAAAGAUUUCUAAAUGUGAAGUUUCCCUAUCUAAGACCCUCGCUGAAGCUAGAAAGGCAAGCUCUAGAGCAUGUGAGGUGCUUACAUCUACAGUUCCACAGGAGUAUCCAAUAACUAUGACUAAAACUGAAACCUCAGAAACCUGUAUAAUGACACCAGGCAAGGCUGUUCCAACAGAUAUAAGUCAGGAGAUGUCCAUGCCUGUACUCUCUGAAAGCUAUCAAACAAUAAAUACGCCUGUAUACUGGUCACCAAGACCACCAGCACGCUUCAUUGGCAACCAGAGGCCAUGCCAAAAUGAUACUAACAUCCCUAAACGAAAGUCAACAUACUACGGUUUGACACCUGCUGAAUAUGUUGCUUAUGGUGGAAUCAAAAUGAAUUCACAUGGUGAUCCUUCUGUAUCUAAACCUGAAGCACCAGAAGAUUUAAAAAAUGUGACAUGUGAGAAUUACAAAUCUCCAGCUCAAGAAAAGUUCAGCAUUAUAUCUGAUUUCAAUGCAGAGAAAUCCUCAGAGGCUUUACAAGCUUCAGUGGCUGAGCUGCCCUCACAAGUCUUGAUGACAAACCAAACAGAGGUACAAAUAACUGACAAAACUGAAAUACAAACAAUCAAUAAUUCCACUUCAGAAAUAUCAGUUCAAAUUCUGAAGGAGCAAGAGACAAUCCCUGCAGUAAAACCAAUGACUCCAUCUUUAAAUCCUGAAGAUAUGUACCAUAGGCUUCAAACUACACCUUUAAGAAUGGCUAUAAACCCCACUCCUGUAGCAGAGGCUCCUAGACAACUAAAUUCAGGGUCUACAGACAUCACCAUCCCUCCUUUUAUAGGAGAGGGGAAAAAAAUUCCAACUUACCCUUUUCCCUUGGUACAACCAAAUAUUCCAAAUCCAGAUAUAACCGGAUUGCUAAAAAAGAACUUCUUGUCGGUUCAAAAUAUCCCACAGCAAAUGGUGCUGUCAGAGAAUGCACACAGAUCUAUAUAUCCAACAGAAAGCUUUAAUCCUGCAUCAGUGAAAGCAACGCAAUUUCAAGUUUUUGCAAAACAAGAGCAAAAAUCCAUAUCAUGCUUAUCUAAGGGUUCUUUAGAAACCCAUCAGACUUAUUCUGCUGUCUGCAACACUUCUAAUACUAUCAAUACAGGUAAUGAACUUCGCAAUAUCAUAAACACCAAAAAUGAAGGUUUCAAUAAACUCACAACAAACUCAACCAAUGUCACAGACUCUAGAAUGCCAUCUGCAGACACCAGAAGUUACACUAAGGUCCCUCCUGAUAUUAAACCUACAGACCUCUCAAAGCCAGAAGAAACUAAAUCUACAGCUCACUCAACGUUAGGUGCAUCUAUCUUUACAGCUCCCUCAAAGACAGAAAUAUCCAGACCUGGAGCCUCAUGUAUGUCUAAAGCAGACAAUUCUGAUGUUUUGCCCAAACCAAACAUAUCUGAUCCUCCAACUCCUGCUAAUAAAGAUAUAUUUAACCCUCCAAGUCACUCCAAACCAGAGGCAUGUCAACAUGCAAAUACAUCUAAAUCAGAUAUAGCUAAUCCUGUAGUUUACUCUAAAUCAGCAGCAAAUAAAACUGCAGUUUUAAUAAACCAGAAUUCAACACCUCCCUCAUUGAAACCCAAUACUAAACUCAAUCAAACCCCUGAAGAAACCAAAAGCCAGCAGAUGCAGAAACAAGACAACGAUGUGCAAUUUAUUCCAAGCCCUUUAAACAAAACAAACAGAUCAUUCAAUGUCCCCUCAGAUGCACAAAUAUUUUCACCUACACCUAACAAUGAAGUCCCAGUCCUGGCUUCUAAACCAGACAAGAGCAAAGAAGGAUUACUACCCCUAAGUGCCAAUUUAAAAAAGCCAAAUCCAUUGACAGAUUUAGCAUCAGACUUACAGGACUUAAAUAACACAAACACUGAUUCCAAAGCUGCAACUAAAGUUACAGUUGAAUCUAAAUUAAGCAAUUCAACAAUGCAUCACAUAAAUGUAAAGGAAAUGAUCAAACCGUCAAAUAUUGUGCACCAAGAAACCAAAUCGAAUAUGGAAAGUGUGCAGACCAAAUCCAUAAAUUCAGUUACUCAAAAGCCUUUACCGUCUACAAAUAUGAAAUCUCUUCGAAAAGCUCCAAGUGUAGAAAAUAGUCUUGCUGCCAUGCUUCUUAAGGCUGCCAAAUCUUUACCACUUUCUUCAUCUGUAGAAAGCUCGGCAAAAUCCCAGACUGAAGCCAAAGCAUCUAAUAUGGAUGUGAAGCCACAACGUGCUCAGGAUUCAAAAGCUGAUUCUGUCACAGAUGCUAAAGUCAAAGAGUUGAAGUCUGAUACCUCAAAACCUUUCAAAAAGUGUUUGAAAGAUUCAUUAGCAAAGGAAAAACAAAAUGAGGCUGUAGCCACUCAAGAUGACAAGUUUACCAAAGAUACUCUUUCUAAACCCGCAUCAGAUGAUCAGAAGAAGCAAAAUGAUGAACCAAAGAGUGCUCCGAAACCCAAAGGUCUGAAAGCUAAGCUCAGUGGUUGGACAAGGCUGAAAAAACACAUGGUCGUUGAACCUGAGGCCCCCAGUUUUCCAGAGUAUGAGGUUGAGAAAAAUGCCCAGAAAGCAGAUAUAAAUAUAAGUGGUAAAGACAAGUCCGGAGGGGCUAAAGAAGAAUCAUCGAGAGGACUGGAUGUGGUGAAAAAGAAAGAUGAGCCCAGGGCAACAAAAAUGUGGGAUGCUGUACUAUUUCAUAUGUUUGCAACAAAGGAGAACAUCAUGAAGCAGAUACAAGGCAACAAAACUGAGGAUGAGCAGAAAAAAUUAGAGAAUGAUGGUCAGAUAGUCCCAUCCUUCGUCCAUCGCCUGCCCAUUCUUCUCUACAGUCCGCGGUUUGAUGCCCGGAAGCUGAAGGAGGCGGCUGCGAAACCUCUCAACAAAAUUGCUACUGCUUUUGAAAGAGGGCUGCUGCAGCGCAAACAGAAAGAUGAAGAGCCGAAAGACUUCAACAGAACAGCCAAAGGAUUUGGUGCAUCUACAGAAAAAACAGCAGAUGUUUGACUGCGUUUCAAAUGUACAGGUGGUUUUAAGUACAAUUAUGUAGCUUUGUAGUAAUGUACAUUUAUUUCAUGAAAUCAACAACAGUGAGACAAAUAAGCUAUGCACAUGCGCUCUGCUGUGAGCAGUGCAGUAGGGGGCUGGUCAGCAGAAAUAGAGGCCUAGUGCAUUCCUGCAUUGAGAGGCCAACUGAUGGGUGCAGCUGUUCGGGAUGUGGCGAGUGAGGAAGUGAGCAAGGACUGAAAACGUAAUGGUGAGAAUGAUCAAAGAAGGAAAGUGGCUCAGAGUGCGCCGUGGCAUCCGAGGGGAUGGAUGUUGGGUUUAGGUUUGCUUCACGUCAGCUGAGCCGGGUGGUGCGAGCAGACAUGUUUAGAAUAGAGAGCUUCAGAAUGUGACGUUUUGAGUGGUGUCAAGAGCCAGAAUGAGCUAUGACAUGAUGGUGCUGUUCAUAUUAAAAAAAAAGGUAUGAGGGAAGAGUGGUAAAAUACAACUAGAAUAUGAUAAACAAAAAAUCUAAAUCUCAAGAUGCUGAUCAUGGAAUAAGACAUGUAUCAUGAUCCCUGUGUCUUCUAAAAAAUAGUUCAAUGUGUGAUUUUUAUUCACUUUUUUAAGCUUAAAACCAGGGUUGGAUGUUUUCAUACAUCCAUUUCUAACAAAAUGUUGCAAGUGAUUUCAUGCUUACAGAUUAAUUUCCUGAGCAAGAUUAUACUGACAGCAGGCAUGUGAGAUUUACAGAAUACUACCCAGGACUGCUGGGGGGGAAAACUCUUUAUAAGCUGGUAAUUAUUGCAGCCCUUACACUUCCGGGAUCUCUGUUGUAAAACCCAACCGACUGCCUUGUCGUGCCCUUUACUCACGCCACAUGCACAUAGCUCAGAGUAUUUCAACCUUGGCACAGUUCUGAGACUUAUUUCUGUAUACUACUGCAAUUGGCUACAAAGACCCUAGAUAAAAGCAAAUAAGCAUUUGCACGAUAACAGCAAGAAACCACAAUAAACAAUUUUUAACAAUGAAUCAUCAUACACUGCCAGACCUUGUACACCCAUAAAGUACUUUAAUCUAGCUAUAUGUAUGUACGUUUGUUUUUAUAGAUGUAAUGUACAGCACAUUAUCAUAUUUUAGUUACUUUGGUAUGAAUUUCUAUGAAGCAUGAAUAACGUCUGUGUAGUAAUGAAAACGCUGAGUUUAUAUUUUGUUAUUUUGAAUAAAAGAUUUUAAUAAAGUAAAUU
This is a messenger RNA of Puntigrus tetrazona (Sumatra barb), 4438 nucleotides long. RefSeq lists its product as uncharacterized. NCBI's taxonomy places the organism in Eukaryota, Metazoa, Chordata, Actinopteri, Cypriniformes, Cyprinidae. Bases 306 to 3212 code for a protein of 968 amino acids. The transcript has a single exon. The record is from RefSeq and is a predicted model, not a curated record.